Electrophorus electricus (electric eel) is the source of this 5025-nucleotide messenger RNA. RefSeq names its product stromal interaction molecule 2b (gene stim2b). Gene Ontology annotation, cellular component: endoplasmic reticulum; plasma membrane. NCBI's taxonomy places the organism in Eukaryota, Metazoa, Chordata, Actinopteri, Gymnotiformes, Gymnotidae. Gene Ontology annotation, biological process: intracellular calcium ion homeostasis; store-operated calcium entry; activation of store-operated calcium channel activity. Gene Ontology annotation, molecular function: protein binding; calcium ion binding; calcium channel regulator activity. The record is from RefSeq and is a predicted model, not a curated record.
GGCAUUGUGUCGAGGUGGGCAAGGUGGAAGUUACCCGUUUGUCGAAGACUAGUGUUACCCUUUCUGUUACAAUGGUUGAAGUGAGGAUUUGGGUGGGGUGAGUUAGUCGUUCGUCUGCGUAAAAGGCAACUUCUUUCUAGAGAAAGUCAUGAUGGGAGUAAUGAAACGAGGAAGUGUUGGACAAUAGAACGAGGUGUUUCCGCUUCGUCGCGCCAGGAGGGUUCCCAGCCCAGAACUUAUUGCGUGUCUUCCUCAUGCCAAUAGUGGUGUGUUUCACCACAUAAAACUAUUCUAAUCAUAUAGGCUAGGGUUGACUGAGACACUGCGUGUAAUUGUGACUUUUCCUCAGACGGAAUUCAGAAAAGUGGAAAAUACACAUUCUUGCUGUGCGCUCGCAGCUGCAGAGGGGCUCGAUACACUUACAGCUCUUUUAUUAAGCGGUUUGCAUAAGGACUUCCGCCACUGGUUUUUCCCUUCUACACUGACUGCGAAGGUGGCGAUGAGAGGAGCCCCGGUGUCCCGCACACACGCCGAGCUGGCAUGGAAACCCGAGGCACUCAGAGGAUGUGUCGUAGAGGCGCAUCAUUCGGACACUCGGAUUUGUAUUAAAUCGAAGGACGGAAUCUUGUCCUAAUUCGCGGAGGCGGGACUUAUUUACACCGUGUGUUCAUUAUGUUGAAGGGACUACAGAUGAUGUUUGCGUACUCUGUGUGGAAGUACAGGGACUAUUUUGUCUUAGCUCAGUCAUAAGGGUCUAUGGCACUUUAAAGGCACUGGAUACGUAGCCUGUAUUUUUUUUUUUUUUUUCUGGCAAGGAAUUGUGUUAUUAACCCUGGAUGGAAGUGAUGUUCCUGAAUUGGGAAUUCAUCAUCAUUUGCACUUUUGUCUUUGGAACUUAACUAAUGGACUGAAACGGUUUAGUUGUCGGCUUGCCAGAGAUCCUGCUAAAUCGUUACAUUAAUCUCAGCAACAGCACGAUAAGUCUUUCUGAAGUGUGGACUGGCUACGCACUCAUGGAGUUUGGAUCUUUUAACGUUCCCGACAUAGCUUCUAUGUGAAAUAUAGAUAACAUAUUUAUAGAAUACGUUUAUCAAGAACAUAUCAUUGUGGUCCUACUAUCUCUCUUUUAGCUAAUAUAUUUGGGGUGUUUUUUAUUUCCCUGAUGGAAAUCUUAAAUUCAGCGAUUGCUGAUAUUUAAAUACGGUGCGUUUUAUAGGUUAACUGCUGGGUCUGGCGUGCCGUUGUUGUUAAUCGAAUCUUGACUGUUUGACGGAUUUGCUAACGAUUAGGUUUCAAUAUAGGGAAACGAGAAAAUUCACGUUUGUGUCCUCCUCCCUUGCCGUGGGAGGAAUUGAAAGCUUUCGCCCACUAUGACUUACUUAUCUCGGGCAGUGGUUGUAUUGCUACGUGGACUCGUCAUCUCUGCGGUAUUGGGAUUAGAAAUCCGCUCCGGUGGUCUGUUGACCCAUGCGACCCCAGACGCCUCAAUUGUUGCAACUACAGACCCAUGCCUGGUGGUGAUCCCUCCAUGCGUGAACGAGGCAGACCGUUUCAGCCUGGAGGCACUACGGCACAUCCACAAGCAGCUGGACGACGAUAACGACGGUGGCAUUGAGGUCAACGAGAGCGUGGAGUUCAUCAUAGAGGACAUGAAGCAGCAGCAAACGAACAAACACAGCAACUUGCACCGAGAGGACCAGCACAUCACUGUGGAGGAACUGUGGAAAGGCUGGAAGACCUCUGAAGUUCAUAACUGGACAAUGGAUGAUGCUGUACAGUGGCUAAAAGAGUCAGUAGAACUUCCUCAGUAUGAGACAAACUUCAGGGAGUUCAGAGUUGAUGGCAAUACACUACCUCGAAUAGCAGCUAAUGAACCUUCAUUUAUGUCAUCACAACUAAAGAUAUUAGAUCAACGGCAUAAACAGAAGCUAAAUCUAAAAGCACUGGAUGCAGUGCUCUUUGGUCCUCCAAUGCGACCACAGCACAACUGGCUGAAGGACUUCAUCUUGAUGGUGUCCAUCAUUAUUGGCGUGGGAGGCUGCUGGUUCGCCUACGUGCAGAACAAGUCCUCCAAAAUCCACAUCUCCCGCAUGAUGAAGGACCUGGAGAGCCUUCAGACCGCAGAGCUGAGCCUGAUGGAGCUGCAGAGCAGGCUGGAGAAAGCCCAGGAGGAGAACCGCACGGUUGCCGUGGAGAAGCAGGACCUGGAGCGCAAAAUGCGUGACGAGAUCAACGGGGCGAAGAAAGAGGCCUCCCGUCUGCGCGAGCUCCGCGAGGGCGCCGAGUGUGAGCUCAGCCGUCUCAAAUAUGCAGAGGAGGAGCUGGUACAGGUUCGCAUGGCUCUAAAGCGAGCAGAAAAGGAACUGCAGUCAGACUGGUCAGUACCUGAAGCUUUACAGAAGUGGCUGCAGCUCACACAUGAGGUGGAAGUCCAGUACUACAACAUCAAAAAGCAGAAUGCCGAGCUACAGCUCACCGUUGCCAAGGAAGAGGCAGAAAAGAUUAAAAAGAAGAGGAGUUCUGUGCUUGGAACCCUCCAUGUAGCUCACAGUUCCUCGCUGGAUGAAGUUGACCACAAGAUACUUGAAGCCAAAAAGGCGCUGUCCGAGGUCACAGCGUGUCUGCGAGAGCGCCUGCACCGCUGGCAGCAGAUCGAGAAGCUGUGCGGUUUCCCCGUGGUGCAGAACCUGGGCCUGCCCAGCCUCACCGCCUCCCUCUACUCCGACCACAGCUGGGUGGUGAUGCCUCGCUUCUCCCUGCCCCCCUACCCUAUCGCCGGGGGCGUGGACGACCUCGACGAGGACACCCCGCCCAUUGUCACGCAGUUCAACUCCCCGCUGAUACGACCUCCUCUGACACGUAACAGCAGCAUGUGUCGCUCUCGCCGGAGCAUUCUCUCCCAGCAGUCCUCGCUGCUAUCGCCCGACCCCGACCUUCUCUCCAUGGCCUCUGGUGUCUACAGACCCGAGGGUGAUGAUGAGCACAUCUACUUCAGCGUGGACAGGAAAGGAGACUCUCAGGAUACGUGUUCAGACUCCGACUCCAUGGGAUCCUCUCUAGGCAGGAAGCAAUUCUCUAGCCCCUGUGCUCCAGGGGCAGAAACCCCACAGCGCAAAAUCUCUCGUGAGGAGCUCCUCCUGUUUGCCCAGGAAAUGCAAGCCAUUACCGUGGACACAUCUCCUCCUCCUCUUCCUGUUUGCUACUCCAUCGACCCCACGUCUGGCGGCAGGGGCUCACCUGACCUCACUCGCUCCUCCACUAUCCCAGAGUCCCAGAGUUUAACCUUUCACCCUGUCACUAAAAUGGCAGCCUCUAAUGGCAUGCUGGAGAAGUCUUGCAGCAUGGGCCAGAUGCCUGCUGGUGGGACGUCCCCUGAGGGACGCCACCUCUCACUGAGCUCUCUAGACAUGGAGGGGAGAGCCAGCAAGGAGGUCAAGCAGCGGCCUUCUACCUCCAGCCCAGACUCCUGCGACAAUGGUGAGAAGAAACGCUCAAAGAUCAAGAGCUUAUUCAAGAAGAGCAAAAAACAGUGAGGGGAACGAGAGAGCGGAGGGCAGGGAGAAGCUGGAGAUGUGAAAAGCCUUAAAAUGAAUAAAUGAUGAUUUAAAAAAAUGAAUCGACUGUCAAACAGAAGCCAAUUUUUUUUAAUUAAAAGGGGAAUGUAGCUCUGUCUAGGUGAUCUCCUGGUUUGGAAGCCUUUUAUGAAGCCUUUUUAAAAAAAAGUUUAUUCAUAACCUGUCACCAAAAAAAAGUCAUGAAUGGUCAAAGGUCAAGGGUGAAGUUGGUCAUUUUGAGGAACCAGGGAAAAAUGGUUGUUCAUUUCCUGCUACAUUCAGUGUUAAUAUUAUUACUUCAAACACCAAAACAGAAAAAAGUUAAUAUCCUAUAUAAAACGUUAAAUACUUACCCUUCCUAUAGACCUAUUAUUAAUCCAAGUUGUCCAAUAAUAUACGGGAAGUAAAACAAAAAAGAUUUGUUUCACAAAACUGUUCAUUUCAAAAGUCUGCUUGUGUUAGUAAUAAAGUAAUAAAAUCAUCACAUUUGUAUGUUAAUAUUGAAAAAUACCUUAACUAAUGCCACUGUUAUGAAUCCUAGCGGGUUUUGUCUGUCCCGUCCCACAGUGCCAGCUGGUUUCUCAGAUGGUGUUUUUGUUUUUAAGGUCAUAGUAAACUACCACCACACACUGCUAUAUUUGUUUUUCAAUUAGGGUAAACCAUGUAGUAAAGAAAUGAUUGGUGUGGUUCCAACGUUUUGAAGGUGGAAGUAAACAGACCCAUAUUCUGAAGGUUGAAGGCUGGAUGCGAGCUUUCAGCUUCCUCAUGCUUACCGAUGGCGCACAGUUCCUGUACUUGACUAAUUCCCUUUAGAUCAAAAAGAAAACCGAAGGUAGUGCUUAUUGUAAAGCUGAAAAGCCUAACGGCUGAUUAAUAGUCAUGACAGACACAUACCUGUGUAUACUGUUACUGCUCACCUGGCUCUUGAAGAAACAUUUUGUGUAUUAAGAUGUAAACCUUUUUGACUAACAAUCCUUAAUACGUACGUUAACAAGAGGUUGUAUCUUUUGCUGAAAAAUGUGAGAAGGGUUGUUAGAAGGGCAUCGUGACUGCUGAAGAGAAACUGCUACCAAAAUAAAAAAAUAAACAAACAAACAAAAAAAUUGAAAAAGAAUAAGAAAUUCUGUUAAAUAUUGUUGCACUACAGGUUUCCUUGUUUGGAAAGGGACAUUUCUUGUGGAAUAACAGUAAGUUAAGUUAGGAUUUUGUUGAGAUGCAUUAAAAAAGCAGCAAAUUGAUGAUGGAGCCAAGACAAUUUGAUGCAUUUAGAAUGCCUCUUAGCAUAUUUAUUUUUUAGCAUAUUUUUUUCAUUAUGACAAUGUUCUUAUUUUCUAAUUGUAGAAUGUGCAUUUGUAUUGUGUAGCUGUGGAAAGACUGUGCUUUUUAUAUAUGCUUAUGCAAAUUGUGACGCUACCCCUCAAUAACCCCUAUUUCUUGGACUAAAUGCCCUGUUUCAAGGGUCUAACCAUCA